Molecule: messenger RNA, 2231 nt
Organism: Aspergillus alliaceus
Lineage: Eukaryota; Fungi; Ascomycota; Eurotiomycetes; Eurotiales; Aspergillaceae
Product: fungal specific transcription factor domain-containing protein
Exons: 8
Coding region: 217-2067 (616 amino acids)
Source: RefSeq, a predicted model, not a curated record
AUUAGGUUUCAAGAGAAUUCUAAUAGACAUGAUGACCCCUUGAUCUAAUACUGAAGGACGCCAUGUCAUUCUGUUUACCUGUCUUUCAUCAUGAAGAAAAGUGAUGCCAUUGUAAUGGGCCCUAAGCCUACUAAAGCAUGUGUCAACUGCCGCAGGUUGAAGGUUAGACGCCGGUGACAUCUCUCUCAUGGAAAGGAUGUACUGAUAGGCUUCGAGAUGAAAUGUGAGGUCGAUGGCACUCCUCCAUGUCGUCGGUGUCGCCACGCCAAUUCUGCUUGCGUGUUCAAGCCCAGAUCUAAUGCGGCCGCUGCCCAAGAGAUAGUGUCAUUCCCGCAGGGUGUACAAUAUACAACAUUCCUUUCUCACUCGACACAGUCUGAUCCAAACGCGGAGUCCGUUCUCAGCCGGCUGGACCGUAUUGAGGCUAUUCUAGGGAUUAAUAGAGAGAGAGAUGCCAUGGGCAUGGCCAACGUUGACUCAGAUCAAGACGAAGAAGCUGGCAUGCCCAUUUCCGACCUCUUGAAAGCUGUCAAGCAUUUGAGGCUUAUUACCCGCCCACCGCAAAAUAAAGAUCUUUGGUCUUAUUCCACAGUCAAGGGACUAUGGGAAACAUUUCUCAAUAACCUGCCGUUACUACACUUCUUAAAGGAUCGGAGGGCCUUCUCUUCCCCCUCACCCCUAUUGCUUGCCUCCGUGCUCUAUAUAUCCGCGCUCCAUAGCCCGGUAAAGGAACUUGCAUCAUUAGCGGGUGGGUAUUUUAUGGCUACCUGCAAUGCCAUUGCUGAGCUGGUUACCCCGACUCCCCUGCCGAGUGCCGUUGGGCCAAAUGCUGGAGACAACGGUCAUCCCUGCUACAAAGAGGAAGACAAGGCGUUCCAAAAUAUCCUAGGCCUUAUAAUGGCUACUCUUGUUUCGGAGGCCUAUAUUGAGACUACUAACAAAUGGAUAGCAAUUGCCUAUCGACUCUUGCUGGACCAUUGCCCAGCUGACUUAAGUGGCCUGACUCAAGAUUGGCGCGAUUUAUUUUCUGGAAUUCAGGUGAUUGACAUCGAACAUGCCUCUAUGAAUAUGUGCUACCCUCUCCUCCCUAGACAACCACCGACUCCAGCUCUCCAACAAGUAAGUAGUCACGAGGGGGAUGCAUAUCGAGGUCUAUCACAGAUGAUGCAUCAGGGAGUCAGUCAUUUCGUGGGGCGAGGGCUACCAACCAUAUGGUCUUUCGUUCGCUCGAGUGUAAAGGAGACCAUGACUCGCGUUCGUACACCUUUUACGGACGAAGACUUUAGGGUUAUCCGACUCUGGGCAAGGAAACUCGAUGACUGGCUUGUCCGAUAUAACGGAACAUCCCAACCGUCUCCGUCAGAUCGCCGAGGAAUACUCAUUCUUCUACAGUACCACCUCCAUAAACUUUAUGUUCUGUCAAUUUAUCACCCAGCUCGAGGAUUUGACUUGGGCUCUGCGAACAUAACUCCGUCUGAAAGGCAUGAACUAUUGGUUUCAGCACGGGCCGUACUGCGACUUCGCCAAGAUGAUGCCAGUAUAUGGUCUAAUUGGGACCUCAUAAUGAUAACAUGGGCUGCAAUGCUCCUCUUGCGAGGCGUCGAGGACGGUAUCACUCACCAAGAUGAUCUAAGUCUAAUUCAAACACAUCUCAGCAUCCUGAAGCAAAGUGAUCCUUCUAUACAAAGUAUCCACGGGGUGCUCGCGGACCGAAUCCAAUCCGGCAUGCAGAGCAUGCAUACUCCCCCUGAUAUGAGUCACGAGCUGUCUUUCCCACCACCCAACUUAGACUAUUCAUGGACCAUCUUCGAUCAAGAGAUCAUGUCGCUCGCAAACCCGCCAUGGCUUUUCGAAGGAUCCUCAGCUGGUUCGACACAGGCGGAACUUGUACAGCAUCCCGCAAUACAAUCAGCACGGUACAAUGAUGGUAUGGCCGCCACCGGCGCCAAUAGCUUCGAUGCCAAUAAGCAGUGGGACUCUACAGAACAACUACCUGAUGUCCGGCCGCCAAGGUUUAACCCAGUCUUUGGCCAUGGUAGAGCAGGAAACGACCGCUAUCUAUUGUGACUAAGGUUUUACUUCCCGUAUCAUCAUGUUUCUUGAGGACAUGCCAUACACCUUAUGAUUUUGCUUUUUAAGAACAGACCGUACAUGGUGCCUGCUUAUAGAAGCCUCGGUUUACUGACUACAAUGUGGAAGCGUAAGGGCCUAAUGUACUGCAUUCUUUCUUA